GACCGGAAUCGGCCCUAUGAUACUUUUAACUUGCACUCUUUGGAAAACUCAUUAAUGGAUAUGAUAAGGACUGAUCAUGAACCUCUUAAAGGUCGUAUGGGUAUAAAUUUUCAUCAUCCGGGAACAGAUAACAUUAUGACACUCAAUAGUCGAUCUUCGCUAUUUCCUUUUGAAGAUGGCUUUCUGGAUGACAGUCAUGGUGACCAGUCUUUAUCAUCAGGUCUCAACUCCCCAACUCGCUGUCAGAAUGGUGAAAGAGUCGAACGCUAUUCUAGGAAGGUGUUUGUUGGAGGUCUGCCUCCUGACAUUGAUGAAGAUGAAAUCACUGCUAGCUUUCGUAGGUUUGGACCUCUUGUGGUGGACUGGCCUCACAAAGCUGAAAGCAAGUCAUAUUUUCCACCUAAAGGUUAUGCUUUUCUGCUGUUCCAGGAAGAAAGCUCUGUUCAAGCUCUGAUAGAUGCCUGUCUAGAAGAAGAUGGUAAACUUUAUUUAUGUGUAUCAAGUCCCACUAUUAAGGACAAACCAGUACAAAUUCGACCUUGGAAUUUAAGCGACAGUGACUUUGUAAUGGAUGGUUCUCAACCUUUAGACCCCAGAAAAACUAUUUUUGUGGGAGGAGUUCCACGACCCCUCCGAGCUGUUGAACUAGCUAUGAUUAUGGAUCGUUUGUAUGGAGGAGUCUGCUAUGCUGGCAUUGAUACAGACCCAGAGUUAAAGUACCCCAAAGGUGCUGGUAGAGUGGCUUUCUCCAAUCAGCAGAGCUAUAUUGCUGCUAUUAGUGCACGCUUUGUCCAGCUCCAACACAAUGACAUCGAUAAACGGGUGGAAGUAAAGCCAUAUGUGCUUGAUGAUCAGAUGUGUGAUGAAUGCCAGGGUACUCGCUGUGGUGGAAAAUUUGCUCCAUUCUUUUGUGCCAAUGUUACCUGCUUGCAGUAUUACUGUGAAUACUGUUGGGCGAGCAUUCAUUCUCGGGCUGGACGAGAGUUCCACAAGCCGCUCGUGAAGGAAGGAGGCGACCGGCCCCGCCACGUGCCCUUCCGUUGGAGCUGAGGCCCGGGCCAAAGGCCAGCAGUACUGGAGCCGACUGGAUUGAAGGGGAA
Protobothrops mucrosquamatus (brown spotted pit viper) is the source of this 1100-nucleotide messenger RNA. RefSeq names its product cytoplasmic polyadenylation element-binding protein 3. Gene Ontology annotation, molecular function: mRNA 3'-UTR binding; translation factor activity, RNA binding; ribosome binding. NCBI's taxonomy places the organism in Eukaryota, Metazoa, Chordata, Lepidosauria, Squamata, Viperidae. The record is from RefSeq and is a predicted model, not a curated record. The transcript has 8 exons. The annotation marks the transcript as partial. Gene Ontology annotation, biological process: negative regulation of cytoplasmic translation. Gene Ontology annotation, cellular component: cytoplasm; neuron projection; nucleus.